AUGGUCGUGCUCGCACCUCGUUUCGCCCCGCUCCUUGCCUUUGCAACUUCUCUGGCCGCAGUGAAUGCGCUCCCGUAUAAUCCAGAGACAGAAGCACUAGGCAAUGUUCCCUUCCCUGCACUGGUUCCUCGUCCUGGCGAAUUGGAGGCCCGAGGACACCGUCACCAUCACCACCACCACCAUCAUCACCAUCAUCAUCACCACAAGCACAAGCAUAAUGGAAGGGAUCUCGAAGCCUUGGAUAUUGUGGAAGGCAUGGAAGACGAGGAUACUCCUGAACUUCGUGUUCCGCAGAAGCGCCGCAGUGGGAAUCCCCUUCGGCUUGAACGGAGAAAACACCGCCAUGAUACCAAGGUAUAUGCAGACGAUCCGGUCGUUAUUUCAGGUGACCAUAACCAUGUUCACACCCAUACGCAUGGCGGCCAUGGACACAAGCACAAGCAUGGACACCACGGACACGGACAUGGUACCAAGGUCUAUGCAGACGACCCUCUGAUCAAACGUUCAGGGGUAUGUGAAGGCUCGAGCCUGCUCGAGAUGUCUCAUACUCCCAUGUCUGGAUUCGCGUUUGAUUCGCCGGGGGCUUGGCGCGGCUUUUCGCACUCGGCACCUGGUACCGUGGAUUUGAAGCGAGAUUUGAGUUUGGAGACGGAGAGGAAACGUCGUGGGGACCAUCAGCACCGGGAGGGAAGGUCUCUGGAACUUACUAUGGCUACCAAGCGUGGUUUGUUGGAUAAUUUGGUCCCUCUAUUGGCUCCUGUUCCUGGAAUCGCGGGGGUUAUCGAUAUCGUGGGAGGUCUUUCUCAUGCAGUGUUGAGCGAGUCGCUUGCAUCAUUAAUCAUCGCACCCAAACCUAGUGCUGCCGCGAUGGGCAUACAGUCGGCCGACGGUGAACAACUGCCUGGUUAUCCAAUUAACGCAAGCAAUUCGACUUCGACUACAAUGUAUUUGGUCCCUCAAGACGGGACGCAGGCUAAUCUUGGACCCACGAAGAAGCCUGUGCUAGUCACGAUGCCUAUGCUUCAAACUAAGGAUAACACUGUCAAGUUAUAUUGCGCUAGUUAUGACCCAAACUCGGCAUCUCCGUCACAACUUACGUCUCAGCCGUGUAUUUACAACCCGAAUGCGGGCCUGGAUACCAACAGUAGUUCGACACACAUGUCUCAGCUCUUUGCUUGGGAUAUCGAAGACGGUUCGAUCAGUCCACUUUGGCAUAACCAGACGGGAUCGGACCAAGUGGAAGCCGCGAACGCGCCAAGUGGAACUCCUAAUCCAGCUCACAAUGGAGGAUACGUAAUUGGGAGUGCUCCUUCGAUUAGCGCAACCAAUGCCGAGCAUUCUGCUCCCAACCAGUUCUCUAUGGUCUUCAGGGCCCAUCCGGUUCUGCCAUCAAAACCGGAAACUUCGACUGAAUCUACUAUUCUAGCUUUAAGUGCCACGAGCGAUUCCGAAGACUCGUCACAGAUCCCUCAGUCUCCUGAUGACGAUCUUGAUGACCAGAGUCCAAUUUCCGGAUCUGAUGAUGAUAAACAAAGUCCCUCUGAAAUCGCUGGGGUGGAUGAUGAAUCUUCCCAGGGAGGGACAGGGCAGAACGAACCAGCCCCCUCGACCACUGUGGAUCAGGGUGCAAGCCCACUUGCGACCUCUACUUUGGCGCCAGAGGCGAUGGGAGCAGAGAUUGUAACUUCAACAUUCACCAUGCUAGUAUCGCCUACUCGGUCUUUGGAUGCGGCUGGUGUUAUAAACUCAACAACUUCUAGUGAUGCUCCCUCUUCCACGACAAUGUAG
Rhizoctonia solani is the source of this 1788-nucleotide messenger RNA. RefSeq lists its product as uncharacterized. The transcript has 5 exons. Lineage: Eukaryota; Fungi; Basidiomycota; Agaricomycetes; Cantharellales; Ceratobasidiaceae. The coding region runs from base 1 to 1788 and encodes 595 amino acids. The record is from RefSeq and is a predicted model, not a curated record.